AUGGUUGUCAUGCUUAGUGCCCGUCUUCCCACCAUUAACUAUGCUCUUCCUUCAGGUAGAGAUUGUAAGUACACAGGUCAAGCAGUGAGAGCACUCCCUAUACGAAUAAUAUCAAUAGGGAAAAAGAGAUCAGAAGGUGUACAACUCGUAGUGGAUGAGUACAUUGAAAAGCUUAAGCUCUACUGUAGUGUUGAAGAUGCUCACAUACGGAACAAUCCUAAAAAUGCACGUGAUUGGAGAGCUCAGGUUGAUCAUGAAGACAGUGCUGUUAUGGAUCUUAUCAGGUCUGAUGAUUGGGUUGUGCUGUUGGAUGAGCAUGGGAAAGACAUAGGGUCCGAGCAGAUGGCUGAGUUGGUGGGGGAUGCUGGAAAUACAGGAGCUUCAAGACUAUCAUUCUGCAUUGGUGGACCGUAUGGUCAUGGAAAACGAUUGCGAGAGCGUGCUGAUGUUUCUGUCAAGCUGUCUUCUAUGGUAUUAAACCAUCAAAUUGCAAUAGUUGUGCUCGUAGAACAACUCUAUAGGUAUUCCCCUUCUUCAUUCCAGAUGAUUACUCUGUCUGCCUUGCUUGAGUUAAGUUUGAGUGACUUGGUUCAACCGAUGUAG
Molecule: messenger RNA, 603 nt
Organism: Prunus armeniaca (apricot)
Lineage: Eukaryota; Viridiplantae; Streptophyta; Magnoliopsida; Rosales; Rosaceae
Source: the annotation of a GenBank genome assembly